CCGCUACAAAUCCGCAGCACCCGUACACACAUCAGUACGAUUCGAUCGUCCGCGUCGACGACACGCGUUCGGACAUGACAUUUAAUUUAUACUAGUUAUUAUUAUAAAGACGAAUGAAGAUGACUUCAAUAUUAGUACUAUCUGUGAUCAGUUUAUAUGUGUGCCUCGUACAAGGACAGUCAUGCCCAACACCGACAGGGAGUAAAGGGAACUGUAUUUCAAUACUGAACUGUCCUGCACUGCUGGUGCUGGUUAACAAUCCAAAAAGAACCAAAGAAGAACUACAACUAUUACAACAGUCCCACUGCGGUUUCGAAGCCGAAACACCAAAGGUAUGCUGUCCAGUAGUCGAGGAAAGAACAGAUCUUCGGUGCUUCACACCAGACGGAAAAGUUGGCAUUUGCAAGGGUUUACAUUCCUGCCCUAAUUUAUUAAACUUAUUAAAAAAACCUAUCGCGGACGAAGAUUUGAUUUUCCUUCAAACCUCCAGAUGCGAAGGCCCGGACCCUUACAGCGUGUGUUGCGGGUCGACGAUCGAACGGGCGACGGGUCCGUCCAAUGCUUGCAAGCCUUCAGUAGCGCCUGCUGAUCCAAAAACAGAGUGUUGCGGACUCGACAGUUCGAGCGGAAACAGAAUUUUUGGUGGGAAUGUGACAGCGAUAGACCAGUAUCCCUGGUUGGCGAUCAUAGAGUACCGGGCCAUUAAGGACAAUAAGAUAAAGCUCCUGUGUGGCGGAGCUUUGAUCAGUAGCAAAUACGUUUUAACAGCUGGGCACUGCGUCACUGGACCUGUAUUAAGAGUUGGUACACCGGCAAACGUUCGUCUAGGCGAAUACGACACGUCCAAUGAUGGAUCUGACUGCGUGGAAGUUGAAGGGGGAGGAGAAGACUGCACAGAUGGGCACAUCGUGUUGCCGAUUGAAAAAGUAAUACCGCAUAAAGAUUACCAACCUGAAUCGCCCCUGAGGAGGCACGAUAUAGCUCUACUGAGGUUAAAAGAUGAAGCUCCUUACAAUGAUUUCAUCCGCCCCAUCUGUUUGCCUACAACCGACAUCGCGCUGAGCAAAGAACCGCCGAUGCUCGUAGUGUCAGGCUGGGGUGCUGUUGACGAAACAAAGAGUUCGAGCAACGUUAAGCUUCACGUGGAACUACCUUACGUAAAACCUGAGGAAUGUCAACCGCCCUACAACGUUGCAGGCCGUAAAGUAAAGUUAUGGCAAGGGCAGUUAUGUGCUGGUGGUAUUGAGGGGAAGGACUCUUGCAAAGGAGAUUCGGGAGGGCCCCUCAUGGCCGACAACGGGAGAAUCUAUAUGGCCGUAGGGGUUGUAAGCUUCGGACCUUCUCCUUGUGGCUUGGAUAACGUACCUGGUGUCUAUACCAAAGUUUACCAGUACCUCCCCUGGAUACGAAGCCAAAUGAAACCAUGAAAAAAUUAUAAUAUUAGAAUGUUAAAUAAAUUUAUACGAUUUUU
Melitaea cinxia (Glanville fritillary) is the source of this 1471-nucleotide messenger RNA. Its product is annotated as phenoloxidase-activating enzyme-like. Lineage: Eukaryota; Metazoa; Arthropoda; Insecta; Lepidoptera; Nymphalidae. The transcript is spliced from 8 exons. Gene Ontology annotation, molecular function: serine-type endopeptidase activity. Gene Ontology annotation, biological process: proteolysis. The record is from RefSeq and is a predicted model, not a curated record. Bases 114 to 1427 code for a protein of 437 amino acids.